GAGCGAAUGCUUCAAGCCGCGAACUUUUGCUAUGAGUUCUCUUACCGGUCUGAGGUUCUUGCGGCCAUACUUGCAGCAGGAUGUGCCUGUCGUGAGACACGCAGCAUACCUACGAUUCUUCUCGACGUCGCGAUCAUGUCUCGCAGCCACGAAGAAGAAAAGGAACCUGGAGGGGGUGGGACCCAAGGUUACGACCAAGAGUGAUGUGCAAGGAAGACUGGAUGAGCUGAGGGUUAAUGAAAAGUUGGAUUGGCCCAGAUUAACAAGCAAUCGACACGCUAUGACUACAUCAGACUUCAUUGUGAAGUACCGCGAUAUGAAGCCCUGCGAGUUCAAAAACAGUGACUUUGUGAUGUUACGAGGUCGUGUGCUGGCGUCCCGAAUAGCUAGUUCGGCUCUCGUAUUCCUGGAUAUAAUGCAAGAGGGCACUCCCGUUCAAAUAGUCGCCGAUCUCUCUCGUGUUGAUGCUAUAGAGGGUGAGGGCAGAAAAGUUUUCAGAGCCUUCUACCAUCUGGUUCGGAGAGGCGAUAUCAUCUCUGUGUACGGACAUCCUUACGUUACCAAGCGAGGACAACUGUCUCUCAGCGCUGUAGAGAUCCCCCAGAUCGUGUCGCCUUCCUUAGCCAGUCAUCCACUUACACUUGAGGACCGAGAAACCCGCAUUCGAAACCGCCAUGUAGACAUGUUGGUCAACAAAAGUGUAGUGGAAACACUACGACUCCGCUCUCACAUCAUCCAAAACAUGCGAGACUUCCUCCUCAAAGAUAACUUCAUGGAAGUACAGACACCUCUCAUAGCAGACAAGGCCGGUGGAGCGAUCGCCAAACCUUUCACGACUGUCGCUACAGAGUUCUCCGAGAAGCAAUUAGCUCUACGUAUUGCGCCUGAGAUGUGGUUGAAGAGACUGAUCAUUGGAGGCAUGGAUAGAGUAUUCGAGAUUGGUCCUGCUUUCCGGAAUGAGGGAUUGGAUGCUACUCAUAACCCUGAGUUUACCACUUGCGAGUUCUACAGAGCUUUUACGGAUCUGGAGGAUUUGAUGAAAAUGACCGAAAGCAUGCUGUCAAGUAUAGCAACUCGUGUCGACGAACUCCGCAAAACAACACUUACCAAUCUCCCCGCCGGGCCGCCCCUGGAAGACUACUUGCAGCCUUUCCAACGACUGGAGUUCAUACCCACCAUUGAAGCCGCUCUCGGAUCUUCACUACCUGACCUCUCAUCCCCCACCUCCGAAGCAGACCUAAUAGCACUCUUUGAACAACACUCAAUCCCCCUUCCAAAAUCAACUACCCUCCCCCGCCUCCUGGACAAACUCUCCUCAAUCUACAUCGAACCUUCCUGUACGACCCCAACCUUCAUCACCCACCACCCCUCCUGCAUGGCCCCCCUCUCGAAAUCCUUCCCCUGCCCCAAAACGAACCAGUCCAUCUCCGCCCGCGCCGAGCUCUUCAUCGCCCACCGCGAAAUCGCAAACAUGUACGAAGAAGAGAACUCGCCGCUCUCUCAGCGCGAGAAAUUCACUCAGCAGCUCCAAUGGAAAGACGACGAGAACCGCACCGGCGUCGACGAGAGUUACAUCGAAGCCCUGGAGUACGGAUUGCCGCCCACAGGAGGAUGGGGCGCCGGCAUCGACAGGAUCGUGAUGCUAUUUGCGGGUGCGAGGAGAAUAAGCGAUGUGUUGGCUUUUGGGAGUUUGAGGAACGUGGUUAACCUGGGGAGUCAGAACAAUGGUGGUGCUAUAGGCCCUACUGAUGUCACGGUUACGGCGUGGAGGAAAAGAAAGCAGGAGCUUGAGAAGGCGAGAAGGGCGAAGGUGAAGGCGGGGAAUGUGGCGAUGAUAGAGAAGGACUUGGAGGUCAUGUUGAGGAGAGCGAGGGAAUUGGGGUUGGCAGCUGUGGUGCCUGGAUUGGAUGAGAAGAUUGGGAUGGAGGGAGAUAAUAGAGAUAUAAAGGAUUUAGAAAAGGAGGAGGAGAAGAGGGCGGUAGGAGAUGUAUGAGUACUAAUUGUUGAGAGGCAGGGCUGGCUGGCUGUAAGAUAUCUGCUGUAAUAUAUGUACAACUGUGAUAUACUGUAUAGACAAUAAACUAGAAAUUGUAUUGCGUAUUUACUGUCUACAUCUAUUUAUCUAUACUUACUGUUUAACUUAUUAACUGUUAACUCAUCAACUAUCACUUCCUUUUUCCUAUAAAUCCCCGAUUCCUAAACCCAUUACUCCCAACACUCUGCAAUCUCCUCCUCAUCUUCACUUCGCCCCUUCACUGUCAUUUCUCACUGCUCCUCUCCCCUCUUACCACCCUUCCCUUCUCUCCCUUCUCCCCUCUAAAGUUAUAUUUAUAUCCUCACUCCAUCUCACCAGCCUCACACCCAUCUCACAUCCCACACCCCAUCCCAUCCCAUCUCAUCCCUUCCCCUCCUUACUACCCUCACCUUCCUCUUCUCACCAGCCUCACAUCUCAUCCCACCAGCCUCACAUCCUACCACCAACCACCAAAGUACCAAGUUGCCAAGCGCCAAGUCCACAACUCCUCUUGGCACCCCCCAAACCACACCCUUUCAUAGGACAAGCCAAGACCGCCAAGCACAAAAUGUGCGACAUGCGACAAAAUCGACGGGUAGGCGUGCGGGAAGGGUGGUGAUUGGUUGGG
Cadophora gregata is the source of this 2642-nucleotide messenger RNA. RefSeq lists its product as uncharacterized. The transcript is spliced from 4 exons. Gene Ontology annotation, molecular function: lysine-tRNA ligase activity; tRNA binding; ATP binding. Lineage: Eukaryota; Fungi; Ascomycota; Leotiomycetes; Helotiales; Ploettnerulaceae. The record is from RefSeq and is a predicted model, not a curated record. Gene Ontology annotation, biological process: mitochondrial lysyl-tRNA aminoacylation. The coding region runs from base 32 to 1993 and encodes 653 amino acids. Gene Ontology annotation, cellular component: cytoplasm; mitochondrion.